Messenger RNA from Pterocles gutturalis (yellow-throated sandgrouse), 2055 nucleotides. It is a transcript of the gene SAMSN1, whose product is annotated as SAM domain, SH3 domain and nuclear localization signals 1. The transcript is spliced from 10 exons. The record is from RefSeq and is a predicted model, not a curated record. Lineage: Eukaryota; Metazoa; Chordata; Aves; Pterocliformes; Pteroclidae. The coding region runs from base 255 to 1823 and encodes 522 amino acids. Gene Ontology annotation, molecular function: protein binding.
AGCUCAAUAUCAAACUGUUUUCAAUGGGUGUCAGCUGGUAUGUGUCAACCAUUGCUUUUAUAAGCACACAGUACUGGGUUGAAAGAUUGCGGAGCUCUCAAUCUGCAUUAAAUGACAUGAUACUAAUUAUGUUUACUCAUCUUAUUUAUGUUGGAUUUUUUUUAAAUUUUACAUUUCUUAACAUCUAGGUGAUAAACUGUGAGCAGUGGAUUCCACCACAAGUUCACAAUCCAAGUGUGGGUGGUAACAGUGAAAUGGGUACAGAGCCAGAUGAUAAAGCAGAGUCCAUGGGAACAUUGAAACGACUGCAGAAAUUGGUCCGAACCAAAAAAUCUAGUACACAAAGCUUGGAGGAUGUCAAACAUGUUUUGCUCCCACUCAAUACAUUAGAAGAUGCUUAUCUCUCUGAAGAGGAUGAAGAAGCACUAACUUCUUGCAUGAAACUGACAAAACCUCAGGAAAAGAAGACCUGGAAAGACAAUGUGAGGAGAAAAGAAGAGACUAAGACUAGGGCAGACUUUAUUUCUGCAUCUCUGGGCCGAUCAUACACUUCCAGACUUAAUAAUUUAGGAACUAUUUCAAUCCAUUCGGAAACCGAAUUUCACUUGUGGAGUGACUGGAAGCCAUUUCCUGAUAACCAGCUCUGCUCUUGUGACUUCUUGAUUUCAAAAAUAGAAGAAUGGGAAAACUGUACUUGCUCUUCUCAUCAGCCACAUCUUACAUAUUCCCUAACCGAUACGGAUCUACAGUACUCCUGGCGCACAAGCAGCUUUGGAAGCUUUGACCGUUUCAGGCAUCAUUCAAUAUCAAAGACAGAUGAUUCAGCUGAGUUAUCUGAGUUGGAGACUAUAAGUGACAUUGGAGAUGCAGUACAAACUAAAGCAGCAAAUAACGGAGGAAGUUUGGGUAAGAAGAUGAGAGCCAUUUCCCUUACCAUGAAGAAAAAGAUGGGUAAAAAGUACAUCAAGGCACUCUCUGAGGAGAUGAAUGAAGAAGGAAAAGAUGACAGUGAUCCUGGUGGUGGAAUACACACAGAGAAGGUCUCCCUAAAAGCCAGUGACUCUAUGGAAAGUCUCUACAGUCUUAACAGUGGCCAGAGCUCAUCUAGUGGAGUGACCAGCUGCUCAGAUGGAACGAGCAACAGGGACAGCCUUCGGUUUGAUGACGAAGUCCCUUACAGUGGGCCCUUCUGCGGUCGAGCAAAAGUUCACACUGACUUCACACCAAGUCCUUAUGAUACUGACUCUCUGAAAAUCAAGAAAGGAGACAUUAUAGAUAUCAUCUGUAAAACCCCCAUGGGCAUAUGGACAGGCAUGCUGAACAACAAAGUAGGAAACUUCAAGUUCAUUUACGUGGAUAUUAUCUUGGAAGAGGAAGCUGCACCCAGAAAAAUAAAGCCAUGCAGAGGAAGCAAAAGAACCAAGCCUAAGACAUUGCAAGAGCUCCUGGAUUGUGUCCACCUGCAGGAAUAUGCCUCAACUCUCUUGCUAAAUGGCUACGAAACUCUAGAAGACUUAAAGGAUCUACAGGAGAGCCACCUGAUUGAAUUAAAUGUUUCAAACCCAGAAGACAGGGCAAGAUUGUUAUCAGCAAUUGAAAAUCUACAGGACUAUGACAUUGAACAAGAGCAGAAAAGUGAGGGUGGUCAGGAGACACGGAGCUUAAGCCCUCACCAAAGCUUUGACAAAUCACAGCUAAAUGAGUGCCCAAGAGAUUCUGGCUGUUACAUCUCAUCAGAAAAUUCAGAUAAUGGUAAAGAAGAAGCAGACCCAGAAACACUGUCUGACAUGGUGCAGUCAAUAACAAUCACUGAGUCAAACUGAUUCAGUCCCGAUGCUUUUCUGUAGAUUUUCGGAAAAGAUAACCAGUUUUACCAGUAUGAUGGCACAGAAGCAGAAGCACAACAUAUUCUCGACUUGGAAAAUCUGCUUCUGUCUGAUGUACGAUGCUCUAGACUGUUUAAUAUGUGGACACUUGAUAGCUGAAUGGUCACUGAUAAGAAGAAUAUCUCAUGUUUUUCUUUUCAAUGAAUCCACAGACAUUUCACUGAAAAAG